ACACACAACUUGAAUGACACAAAGCAAACUGAGAAGAAGAAAACCUGUCGGUUUAGUUCCUGGUUGCAUAAAGUCAAGACUCACCCUCUGUUCAGAUUGUUGUUUUCUUCAUCUGUAGGCUUAAACGGGGAUUUUAUAUCGACCGAAAUGUUCAAAAGCUUCGGGACGUGGUUGGGUUUGGAGGACCAGGCGUACACGAAGACGUCGGACGACACGGAAAAGCUGAGUGUGGAGCAGGAAGUAAAGGUGGUGGAAGCACAGAACGAGGUAAACAAACAGCAGCCAGCUGGCCAGGAUGGAGAACCAGAGGCCAACCGAGAAGAGAACUCUGAGCUCGGCAAAGGACUCGGGGAUUACAUCUUCAGUUUUGCCACCAGUGCCACCAGGAAGAUCUCUGAUUCUGUGGUAGAGACAGCGCAGAGCAUCAAGAAGACUGUGGAAGAAGGGAAGAUCGACGGCAUCAUAGACAAGACUUUCCUAGGAGACUUUCAAAAGGAGCAAGAGAAGUUUGUCCAAGAGAAGAAGGCAAAAAAAUCAGAAGCGGCGGUGCCUCCCUGGGUCGGCUACAACGAGGAGGAGACGAUCCAGCAACAGAUCCUUGCUCUGUCAGCCGACAAGAGAAACUUCUUGCGAGACCCCCCCGCUGGUGUUCAGUUCCACUUCGACAUGGAGCAGAUGUAUCCUCUGGCUGCAGUGAUGCUGGAGGAAGACCAGCUCCUCAACUGCAUGCGCUUUGACCUGGUCCCAAAACAUGUAAAGGAGGAGGUGUUCUGGAGGAAUUAUUUCUACCGGGUGUCUCUGGUCAAGCAGUCGGCCCAGCUGACAGCGCUGGCAGCCCAGCAGCAGCAGAAGGACGGCGAGGACAGAGCGGCCAGUGUUUCCCCUGAGGACGUCGUUCUAACAGACAACGUCAGACCAAAAACACCACCAGUUUCCAUCAGCGACAUACAGAAGCCACCUCAGGAGGAUGAGGAGGAGAUGUCGACCAGCCCCGGAGUGUCGGAGUUUGUGAGCGAUGCGUUCGACUCGACAGGCAUUGACCAGGAGGACCUGAGGAAAGAGAUGGAGCAGCUGGUGCUGGAUAAGAAGGAGAGCGUCCCUUCUCCUGAUGACGAGUGCGCCGACUGGGAGAAGGAGCUGCAGCAGGAGCUCCAGGAGUACGAGGUGGUGAGCGGCUCAGACAACAAAGACGACCAAUGGGAUCAAGAGAUCGAGAAGAUGCUCCAGGCCGACGACAGCUAGACAAACACUGUGUGUCCGUGUCCUGUUCAGCUGUCAGCCCCCCCCGCCCCCCCCCCCCCCCCCCCUUCACACAACUGUGAUUACUAUCUUGUAAACAUUCUCCUGUACCGGAUGAAGGUGUAGAUCCAA
Messenger RNA from Sander lucioperca (pikeperch), 1371 nucleotides. Its product is annotated as synapse-associated protein 1-like. Gene Ontology annotation, cellular component: cytoplasm; synapse. Lineage: Eukaryota; Metazoa; Chordata; Actinopteri; Perciformes; Percidae. The transcript is spliced from 9 exons. Bases 148 to 1242 code for a protein of 364 amino acids. The record is from RefSeq and is a predicted model, not a curated record.